UGAUUCUGCAUUUCCUGGGAGGAGGGCUGCAUUGUUUACAAUGCAGCCCUCCUCCCUGUCAGUUUGGGCACACUGCUCAGAAUGGCUGAGCACAGCCAUCCCAAUCAUUGUGCUUAUAGUGAAGCACACACCCCCCGCCCCCUAGUAAAACACUCCCAUCACACAGUUAACCCUUUGAUCGCCCCAAAUGUUAACCCCUUCCUGCCCAGUGCCAUUAGUACAGUGUCAGUCCUUUUUUGUAGCACUGAUCACUAUAUUGGUGUCACUGGGGAUGUCAGUGACACCAAGUUAGUUCCCCCCAGUGUCAGAAUGUCCGCCGCAGUCCCACUAGAA
This is a messenger RNA of Staurois parvus, 333 nucleotides long. Lineage: Eukaryota; Metazoa; Chordata; Amphibia; Anura; Ranidae. The record is from the annotation of a GenBank genome assembly.